AUGGUUGCUCUCCGCAAAGACCAUGUCGUCCGGAUCAUAGUCGUCCCCGUGCUGGGAAACGAACAUAUUAUCCAAAAUCACCAGUUGUUCUUGCGUUACCUCCCCCACGUCGUGACCGAGUUGGAGGCGAGGCGCAAAGAGCUCCACAAGUCGCGAGGCGAGCUCAAGAUUUGCGGCCGGAGCCAGGCCCAAAACGCUCCAGCAACUCUGUACCUGCCGGCCGAGUUCCCGCUGCCCGGUGGAUCGAGGAGCUGGAGCGGGGAUUCGGCAGGCAGGGGUAAGGACGACGCGCGGCUUGCCGGUUUGGGAAGCGCGCGCCUGCCCGCUUUGGCGAAAAUCGAUCAACACGAAAUUAAGUCGCGCUUGACGCGGCUUGACAAUUACUGGGAGCAGUUUCAAGAGCGACACUUUGAGCUGAUCGCUCUCAAGGGUUUCGAGGCGAGCGCAUAUAAUAAGAGCGACGUCUUCACCACCACUGAAGAAAGUUAUUUCUCCGUGCGAGCUCAGUUUCUGACAGCCCUAUCUAAGAAACAAACGCCGGAGCGGAGGACCGAUGAAUCGGAAGCUGGUACGCAGCCCCUUCUGAAACAACUGCAUCUUCCGAAACUCGAUCUUCCAAACUUGCUCGUGCAUAAUGUGCCGGACAUCUCCGCGGUGCAGAAAUUGCAACAUCUGAGAAGCUGUCUCUCUGGGGAGGCAGCGGCGGUGGUGGUGAAGGCUCCAGUAACCGAUGCCGCCUAUGAGGGAGCGUGGAGCGAUCUGGUCGCUCGGUAUGAUAAUCGGCGCAUUCUACUUUUCAGUCACAUGCGUAACUUGCUGUUUUGCCCGGGUCUGUCUAAGGCGUCACCGGCAGAGCUUAAACGCUUGCUCGGAGUUGUAACGCAAUCGAUUCGAGCUUUCGCGUCGUUAGAGCGUCCCGUCGACAAGUGGGAUGAUUGGUUCGUGCACUUGCUCGUCACCAAAAUGGACUCCCAGACACGUCCUCAGUGGGAGACCUCGCUGGGAAAUUCGCGCAAUUUUCCUUCCUUCCAGCAACUAAGAGACUGGAUGGAAAAUCGCAUCCAAGCUCUGGAGGUGGCAAACCCGGAUGUCUCCCCUACCCAGGCCGCGUCCGCGUCGGAAUCCAGGGCUAUUAAACCUGCGCGUGUCUCUGCGAAUGCGGCUUCCACUUUCAAGCCAAAGUCGAACGGAAAGUGUCCACUCUGCAAAGAGAAUCAUCUGCUCUCCUACUGCGCCAAAUACAAGGGCCUGACCGUGGCUAACCGGGGCGAGUUGGCCAAGAAAUUUAACUUGUGCCUCAGCUGCCUACGCACGGGACAUCGAGUAGAUGCGUGCGCGGCUACAGGGCGAUGUCUGGUCUGUUCCGGUAAGCAUCAUACAUCGCUACAUGGCUUUACAUUUCAACACGUUGCAAACCCCGAGUCGUUGGAGGGAGGUGAAAUCGGCACGGUGACGAGUAGCACUGCGAUUACGAGCGUCGCUGCUUUGGCGGCGCCGACUGCGCCCACGGUUCUCUUGAAGACGGCUAUGGUCACCUUGCUCAGUGACUCGGGGCACGCGAUCAAGGUCCGAGCACUCCUGGACUCGGGUGCACAGUCAACCUUCGUGACGGAGUGGGUUGCGCAGCAGUUGCACGCCAGGCGACGGCGAGUGAACGUGACGGUUCUGGGCCUCCAGGAGGCUCACAUGGGCGUGGUUUCUUCUUCCUGCAGGCUCACUGUGAGCUCUCCUCAUAAGCCGAGCUUGCGCCUUCCAACCGAAGCUCUGGUGCUUCGAAGCUUGACAAGCUUACUGCCGCCGGAGCGCGUGAGGACGACGUCUUGGCCGCAUCUCAGCGGGUUGGAGCUGGCGGAUCCAGCCUAUGAUGUCCCGGCCCCGGUCGGUGGCGUGCUCGGCUCGGACGUCUAUGAUCUGGUGAUGGAACCAGCCCUGCGUCAUGGACCACCGGGCUCUCCCUCUGCGCAGCUCACUGCGUUUGGUUGGGUACUGUCCGGGCUGGCUCCGAUGGACCGGAUCCAGACAGACGCUACAUCGUCCGCCUACCAAGGAGAAGAGAAGGAGAAGUCAAACUCGGCGAUUCCACGUCGAGCCACGAUGAGCAUGCUCUUGAAUUCCGAGCGCAGACUAGGCACGAAAGCGGAGCUCCGUAAACGCUACGCCGACUUUAUGGUCGAGUAUCUAGCACUUGGCCACAUGGACUUGGUGAGUCCUGAAGCUCUCACUGCACGGGAGUCGUAUUAUCUGCCGCACUACGCGGUAUUUAAGGCAGGAGACUCCUCCAAUAAGAUUCGGGUCGUUUUUAACGGUUCGUUUCGUACUACGUUGGGUUUUUCGUUAAACAACGCACUUCUGCCAGGGCCACGUCUUCAGUCGGAUCUGUGGACCGUCUUAACGAGAUGGCGACUUUUCCGCGUCGGAUUCAUGGCCGACAUCGUUAAGAUGUUUCGGCAGAUCCGAAUCCACCCAGAUGACGCUGACCUCCAGCGUAUCUUAUGGCGGGCGGACCCGUCUGAGGAAGUCCGCGACUACCGUCUUACCACCGUCACCUAUGGAACGGCUUCGGCGCCGUUUUUGGCCUUGCGGACACUACGGCAGCUGGCUCAGGACGAAUCAUCCCGGUUUCCGAGGGGAUCGGAAGCUCUCAGUCGCCACUCCUAUGUGGAUGACAUUCUUGCAGGUGGUGACUCUCCCAAUGAGGCCAAGGACGUCCAGGAGCAAUUGGCUGCGCUCUUGCGCGCAGGGGGGUUCGCUUUGAGCAAUUGGGCCUCUAAUUGGAGGAAUCUGUGCCCUCGCUCGGAUCAAGAAGAGAGAUUGUUCUCUACUGAGGAGGCGGUGGGCGCCCUAGGCGUCAUCUGGAACCCUCAGAGUGACACUCUCGCCUUGAGAGUGUCCCCGCUUGGAGACACAUGCUCUGAGGUACCAUUGGCCAUGACCAAGCGAGGAGCACUUUCGGAAGUGGCCAAGCUCUUUGACCCUCUUGGAUGGGCGGCACCGGUCCUUGUGUUUGCCAAGAUUUUUCUUCAGGAUUUAUGGCUGACUGGAUGUGGCUGGAAUGAUCCACUGCCCACGGAGCUGACACAGUUGUGGCAGACCUUCCAAGCGUCUCUGCAACAAUUGGAGGACGUGCGCUUGCCUCGUUGGGUCAAGCGCGGCUCAGACACGGUCACCCUGGAGCUUCAUGGCUUUUCCAAUGCUUCGGAGCGAGCCUAUGCCGCUGCCGUCUAUUUGCGAGCAGUGCAGAAGUCGGGCGAAGUUGCGACACACCUAUUGGUGGCGCGAACUAAGGUCGCCCCGAUAAAAACUCAGAGCAUUCCACGCCUUGAGUUGUGCGGGGCUCUACUGCUGGCGAGACUACUCGCCCGUACCGCCGGGGAUCUUAGUCUCCCGGUAACGUCGAUCUAUGCCUGGACGGACGCGCAGGUGGUGCUCAGCUGGCUGAAGUCCCACGCUUCAAGGUGGAAGCCAUUUGUAGCCAACCGAGUGGCUGAAGUCCAGAGCCUUCUACCGAUCGACCAAUGGAACUACAUCCCAACGUCGCUCAAUCCAGCGGAUGCCGCGACGAGAGGGGUCUGCCCAGUGGAAUUGCUGACUAUGAACUUGUGGUGGCAUGGGCCGCCCUGGCUCAGCCAGCCCCGUAACACCUGGCCCGUCCAAAGCGAACCCGUCGGCGCUGCCUUCCGAGACGAAGAGCGGCGGGUAGCUGUACACGAGGCUCACACUCUCCCGGAGGAGACCUUCGUGGAAAGGUUUUCAUCUCUGACUAAGCUUCUUCGAGUAACUGCUUACUGUUUUAGAUUCUAUCACCAUGCAUCGGGACGAGAGCCUUCCCGAAAUGGUUAUCUUACUGCGGACGAGCUGCACUUUGGCCGCUGUGCGUUGGUGAGAAUGGUCCAGGAACGGGCGUUCGAGAGUGAGCUUACUGCGCUGAGAGGCGACCGCCCUGUAGCGCGUCGCUCUCCAUUGCGUGGUCUUCACCCUCUCCUUGAGACAGGGCUGCUGCGCGUGGGAGGAAGGCUUCAAGCGGCUCUAAUACCGCAGACGGAGCGGCAUCCGUUGCUUCUCCCAAGGUCCGGACAUUUCACGAUGCUGGUGAUCAGACACGCGCAUUUGGCUACCCUUCAUGGAGGCCCUCAGCUGAUGAGGGGCUACUUGAUGCGCCACUUCUGGAUCUUGGGCGGCGCCUCGCGAAUCCGGAUGAUCGCGCGGCAGUGCGUACGCUGUGCGCGCUAUAGAGCUGCCACAGGUCAACAGCGCAUGGGCCAGUUACCGAUGGAGAGAGUGCGUCCGUCGCGUCCUUUCCUCUCGUCUGGCGUGGAUUACGCUGGACCGCUUUGUACACAAACCUCCAAGGGGCGAGGUCACAAGACAACAAAGGGCUACAUAUGCCUUUUUAUUUGCCUUGUCACGAAGGCUAUCCACUUGGAAGCGGUAACGGAUCUUACGACCCAUGCAUUCAUUGCGGCUUUCCGCCGCUUUAUCUGUCGCCGAGGUCGAUGUGCCUCGCUCCUCAGCGACAACGGCACCAACUUCCAUGGUGCGGAUGCGGAACUGAGAGAGAUGUUCCAUAAAGCCUCCAAAUUUCAUCGCGAGGUCGGUGCUUGUCUCGCGAAUGACGGGACGAACUGGACAUUUAUUCCUCCUCGCGCCCCUCAUUUUGGCGGCCUGUGGGAGGCUGGCGUGCGCUCCACCAAGUACCAUCUGCGUCGCCUCAUAGGGGAUCACACCCUCACUUUCGAGGAGCUGGCCACUUUGCUGUGCCAAAUUGAGGCUUGCCUCAAUUCGAGGCCACUAAGUCCGCUGAGCUCCGAUCCACAGGAUCUCACGGCCCUUACGCCGGGGCAUUUUUUGGUUGGCGAACCGCUUACCAACCUGCCCGAGCCGGCUCCACCCGAGGCUGCAUCCAGCUUGCUAAAUCGUUGGCGGUUGGUUUCAGCAUUACGGACUCAUUUUUGGCAGAGAUGGGCCAAGGAGUAUCUUCAUCAUCUGCAGCAGUCUACCAAAUGGCACACUAGCCGACGCAACUUUGCCAUCGGAGACCUUGUCCUGAUCAAAAACGAAGUGUUGCCCCCGGCUAAGUGGCCCCUGGGACGUGUCACGGCGGUGAGCCCGGGACCGGAUGGACUCGUACGGGUGGUCACCGUAAGGACGGCCUCCUCCACGCUGACGCGCCCGGUCACCAAACUGUGCCUGUUACGCCCUGAGGCGACGGAGGAUCUACGUCCCGCGCAGGACUACGCCGAGGACGUCGCCAGGGCUCCCGCCAACUAA
Molecule: messenger RNA, 5268 nt
Organism: Solenopsis invicta (red fire ant)
Lineage: Eukaryota; Metazoa; Arthropoda; Insecta; Hymenoptera; Formicidae
Exons: 5
Coding region: 1-5268 (1755 amino acids)
Biological process (GO): DNA integration
Molecular function (GO): nucleic acid binding
Source: RefSeq, a predicted model, not a curated record